GUNAUUUACUAAGGCCUGUCAUACUGUCGUGUUUUGGUAACAAAACAUCUUUUGAGACCAAGGCCCCAAGCCACCAAGGAAAAUGAAGGGCCUCUACCAGGCUGCUGGUCGGAUUCUUGUCACUCUGGGGAGCCUCAGUGUAUGCUCUGGAGUUGCUGCUUUCUUCCCUGUCUUUUCUUACAAGCCUUGGUUCGCAGGUUGGAGUGUUCGGAUUGCUUGUCCCAUCUGGAAUGGAGCUUUGGCCAUCACAACUGGUGUGCUCCUACUGCUGGCUUACAGAGCGUGGACCCAGAGACACCUGUGGGAAGCUACUUUCACCUUCGUGAUUUUGAGCAUUAUGGGAUGUCCACUUCACUUUGCGGUAGCCUUGGAAUCUGCUCUCCUGGGCCCACAUUGCUUCUAUUCAUUUUCAGGGAUUGCAGGCACUAAUUACCUUGGCUAUGCAGUCGCUUUUCCUUAUCAGUAUGCAAAAUUCCCUUUAGCCUGUGUGGACCCACCACACUAUGAAGAGUACCACCUAACACUUCAAGCCCUCGAUCUGUGCCUGAGCUUUGCCCUGCUCUGUACAUCCCUGACAGUGUUCAUCAAACUUUCUGCAAGACUUAUCCAGCAUGGACACAUAAACAAAGAGGUUCUUCUAGACUUCCACCUCUCUUGUAAAACCAGCAGACUCUCCGAUAGUGUGUCUUCUCCAGGACUGGAUGUUCUGCAUUGAGACCAUAACUUGGAGCUCCUAGUCUACAGCACCCACAAUGCCUAAAGCAGCUUUCUUGGCAGCAAAGGUUUUUGAAGCAUGGAGAACAGAACCUUUCUACAUUAUUUUUCACAUUGACGAGUGUUUUAUAAUUGCUUUACUUAGCAAGCCUGGAAAAUAUGUAAGUAGUCAUCAGUUUUACAGAUGGGAGAAUUAAAGUUCAGAAAGGCUAAAUGACUUGCCUUAAAUCGUCACAAAAUUGUGUCAUUAGAGCGUUAAAUGAGAACUCUCUUUUCGAUUAAAAUUACGUACUUCUUGGGAUGAAGACAAAUGAUACAGUAAUGCAGGAAGUACACAUGUUGACCUAAUAAAGGGGCGGAGGUGGAACCCAGAGAAAGAGGUGAAGGAAGAGUGGGAGGGCACAGAGAGAUCCAACAGAAACCAAAGGUUGUAGGAAAAAAUAAUUGUAGGAAAAAAUAACAGCUUAAAAAUCCUUAUUGUAUGUGUUCAUGGUGAGUGUGGUCCUGAUUUGAUCCACGUGAUGCCAAGAGGCUCAGCUUCAUUCUUAGAAAAGCAGGAUGAAGGCUUCCCUUCUACCCUGGUACUUGAUACCACCUCAAACUCCUAGACAGCUACCAGCCCGGCACCCUAAAUCAUACUGGGACUACCAAGCUGCCUCCAGAAAAGGGCAGAGGCUGGGAAGGCUGCACUUUCCUCCAUUGGCUCACCCCUCAGUUCCUCAUGGCAUCGCUUCUCAGCCUUUUGGCUAAGAUCAAGUGUAGUUCCUCAUGGCACGGUUGACACAAGGCUGUUGAGUGGAACAUUCUCUACUCAAGGUUCGAUGUUGAUGAGAGGAAAUGUCUCUGGAAAGAUGCAUAUGGAGCUGGUAUCGGUGAUUGCUUCUGGGGAGAAUCAGUGUCUGGAGUAGGCGGGAAGCGAGGAAGGCUUCCUUUUACGGUAUUCCCUUUGUGUAGCUUUUAGAUUUUGUACUCGAUGUAUUUAUUACCUACUCAGUAAUAAAAAAUAAGACAAAAGCAUGAAUGGUCUGUAUAUAAUUGUGUUCAGAGUCCGAAUGAAUAAAGACACCCUCUUACAAAGUUUCACUCAUCUUGCAUGUUCUUCACAUGUACCCCAAAACCUAAAAUGCAAUAAAAAUUAAUUAAUUAAUUAAUUAAAAGUUUCACUCAUGGGCAUGUCUCAGUUCCUGGGCUGGCUUUUUCUGGCUUGGAACGAUUCCUCUAGUCCUUUCCUCUCGUAGGCACAGUCAUAUUUCAAUUCUUCAAAUGAGAAUGUUCAUUCACUUAAACCCCAACGUCCUCACCACCACAAUGACAUGCCUUGCCCUAGAAUUCCUCUCAACAACCAGAACAAUCCACAGGACACAAUAACUAAAAGGAAUCCAGUUCUCAAAUCUGAAUAAUUUCAUCUAGAAAAACAAUUACAGAAUUUUCUAUUCACUCUGGCUUACAAGUGAAUCCACAGUGGCCUUUGGUGACCCAGUUCCCAAAAUUUUCAAGGUCCCUCUGCCAGGGUCAAGUAGAGACAUGACUCCUCGUUCUCUUUGUGAAUAUACUUAGAUCUUCUGAUCUUGACUCUGGUGCCCUGUGGGUAAAACACACACCCACAUACUUCUGAAAGACAAACAGUUCUUAAAGAUCAUACUGUCUAAACUAAAUCACAUUAAAUGGAAAAAUCUUCUAACAGCUCUGACAAUCUACAAAGACUUAUCCUAGAAUAAACCCUGAAAGUAGACCUUUACAUGAUUACCUCAUGCCAUUUUUCUUCUCCUUUCUUCAAUCUCCAACUUCCAAACUAUGGCCCAUGGGUUUGCUAGUGACAAAGACAAUGCCCAUCACAAUUCCUGCUCACACAGAAGACCCAUUCAUCCCUGAUUUUUACCCUUAACUACACACAAAGAAAACUGGCAGACACUGAAUUCACAGGUGUAGACUUAGGCCUACUUGAAUUUUUAGGUAGGGAUUUCUAGUGCACCAAUUGUCUCUGUGAGUGGAAUAAGGUCUGUGAAACAUUCACUUACGACUGUCCUUCCCACCAGCUAGCAAAAGCUGCCAUGAUGACAUUUAGGAAUUGUUUUGUUUUUAUUUUUAUUUGCCUAUUUCUUUACAUUAUGUAAUGUAAGCUUGGCCUAUUAUAAAGAAUAAAUGUGAAAAGGGCAAAUGAAAUGAUUAAUAGUCUAGAGGUGAGCAUUGUUUACUAUAUCCUAGUUUUAAUUUUUCCUAAGCCAUUUUAAAAUAAAAUUGGGACUCUAUUGGAUAGAGCAUUACAAGACUGCUUCUCGUGGAAAGAAUGCUCCCACAUGCCUUUUACAACACCUAGAUGCUAGAUACUUGCUUUUACAAUACUCUUUCCUUAUACACAGUUUUCUGUGUUUCAUUUCUAAACCACAUUCAACCUCAGUCCAGAAAUAUUACAUACAAUAUUUUGAGAGAGGAAAACUACAUUCACAUAACUUUUGUUACAGUAUAUUUUUAUCAUAUUCUAUUUUCAUUAUUAAAUUAUUGCUGUUAAUUUCUUACUAUGCCUAAUUUAUAAAUUAAACUUUCUCAUAGGUAUGUAUGUAUGCAUAGAAAAAAGCAUAGCAUUGAUAGGGUUCAGUACUAUCUGGAGUUUCAGGCAUGCACUGGGGAUCUUGAAACAUGUCUCCCAGGGAUAAAGGGAGUCUACUGUAUCUGAAUUCCGAUAUAACUCACAUUCCAUAAGAUUUAUCUUUUUAAAAUGUAAAAGCCAGUGGUUUUUAGCAUAUUCACAAAGUUAUGCAACCAUCACUACUAUCUGAUUCCAGAACAGUUGCAUGAUCCAGAAAGAAACUUCAUACCUCUAAUAGCAGUCACCCUCCACCCUCUCUACUGUAAGCCUCUGGCAACCAAUAAGCUACUUUCAAUCUCCAGGGAUUUGCCUACUUUAGAUAUAUUAUACAAAUGAAAUCACACAACAAAUGGCCUUUUAAGACUGGCUUCUUUCACUUACCAUAAUGUGUUCAAAGCUCAACCAUUUAUCAGUACUUCGUUCCUUUUUGUGACUGAGUGAUAUUCCGCUGUAUGAACAUAUUAAUUUUGUUUCUCCAUUCAUCAUUUGAUGAACAUUUGUGUUGUCUCUGGGUCGGGACUGUUAUAAGUAAUACUGUUAUAAACAUUUGUGUACAGGUUUCUGAGUGAACAUAUGUUUCAUUUCUCUUGGGUAUAUACCUAGGAGUAGAAUUACUGGAUCAUAUUGUAACUCUAUGUUCAACGAUUUAAGGAAUUCUCAAACUUCCUUCCAAAGCAGCUGCACCAUUUUAAAGUCACACCAGCGGUGUAUGAAGGUUCCAAUUUCUCCACAUUCUUACUAAGGCUUGUUAGUAUCUUUCUUUUUUUAUUAUAGCUAUCAAAUAGCGGUUGUGAAGUGGUAUAUCAUUAAGGGUUUGAUUUACAUUUCCCUGACGAGCUAAUCAUGAAUAUCUUCACAUUUUAUUGGUCAUUUACAUAUCUUCUGUGGGGAAGUAUCCAUUCAGAUGCUGUGCUUAUUUUUAAAUUGCGCUAUAUGUCUUACUGUCGAGUUGUAAGAGUUCUUUAUAUAUUCUGGACACUAGACUCUUAUCAGAUAUAUGAUUUGCAAA
Messenger RNA from Cebus imitator (Panamanian white-faced capuchin), 4310 nucleotides. RefSeq names its product transmembrane protein 212 (gene TMEM212). The coding region runs from base 83 to 715 and encodes 210 amino acids. The record is from RefSeq and is a predicted model, not a curated record. The transcript has 4 exons. Lineage: Eukaryota; Metazoa; Chordata; Mammalia; Primates; Cebidae.